AUGAUGUUCCCCAUGGUCUCAUCGGCGAUCAGUCGUUUUCGCGGCCCAGGACGGUCACUGAACGACGAGCCUCCGCCCAAUGAAGGGGAGUCAAAUACCACCGAUGAAGAGAGUCAAGAACCACACUACCCUACCCUCUACGAUGUGUUGAAGACUCGACAUCUUCUGCGCUGGAAGGUCGUCCCUGAAGGACUCCCGUUAGAGAUCGUGGAUCUGAUUGUGGAUGCGGCCGAGUAUUGGGCUUCGGUCGAAUCCAAAAUGAACGGACAUAGGGUCAUACGGCAGGAUGGCGAUCAGGUUCUUGUGAGAACAGGGCCGUUGUGUUAUGAUGAGAAGACCUUGGAUAGCCCGUCACCAAAGGUACUUCCUCAUCGAACAGUCCACCCAUGCCGUAAGAUUGUCUUUUCUAUCUCCGCCCAUGAUCAGGGCUGGGGUAGUAGUCGUCGACUGGACCAGAGUGCAUUCGACGGGUCCAACACCUGGUUUGACAUAGAAGUGGUCCACUCCGCAUAUGAACGGACACAAGAGGCAGCCUCCCCGAUUCCAGAAGCAGGGCCAACUGGGAUCCGACUGGGGCCCGGCCAUCCCCUUCUAAACCCUAGCCCUCGCAAGCUGCAGUCCAACCGGACGCAUGAGAGGAAAACCGAACACUACACGAUCACCUGGCAUCAUCUCGACCAUACCCCUGCUGAUUCAGCGGAGGCAGAGGAGAUCGAACGUUCUCAGGGUCGGGGGCGGGCCACACUAGAUGGCAGCCAAGUCCGCACACUCGAGGUGGGCGAUGCGAUCUCCAUCUGGGGACGAGCUCGCUAUGGGGGAUGGUCUAAUCAUGUGGAGAGGGUGUCGGUGCGCAUUUUCUGGGCCAUCUGA
Molecule: messenger RNA, 870 nt
Organism: Aspergillus tanneri
Lineage: Eukaryota; Fungi; Ascomycota; Eurotiomycetes; Eurotiales; Aspergillaceae
Exons: 2
Coding region: 1-870 (289 amino acids)
Source: RefSeq, a predicted model, not a curated record